Physella acuta is the source of this 1656-nucleotide messenger RNA. RefSeq lists its product as uncharacterized. NCBI's taxonomy places the organism in Eukaryota, Metazoa, Mollusca, Gastropoda, Physidae. The record is from RefSeq and is a predicted model, not a curated record. Gene Ontology annotation, molecular function: protein binding.
AUGGCUCCAGGCAUGUCAAUUCCUGAUAGAAUUUGUAAAUGUAUUGAUAAAUUAUGGGUCGAAGGAGAACUUUGUGACUUUACAGUUCAAAUCAACGACUUUUCCAUAAAAUGCCAUCGCUUCAUUCUUGGAGCAUGUUCGCCAUUUUUUCUUGGACUGCUGAGAUCUGGAAUGAAAGAAGCCAACGAGGGACGUGUAGUUCUACAAGAUAUAUCAGUCUCCACCUUCCAGUUAAUCCUGAAAACUUUGUACACCGGUGAAGACGUGUUGAGUCUCGACAACUUCAUAGAAAUCUGGCACGCUGUAGAUAUGCUGAAGAUUGAAUUUCUUGUAGAGUUAUGUGAAACAUUCGCUACUAAAAACAUACAACUGGAAAAUUUCAGUGAAAUCUUCUCCACUGCCAACCUCUUUAAUUCUAAAUCAGUGCUGUCGUCGGUUAAAGCAUUCCUGAUCCAGAACAUUAAAGCUAUUUAUGCAUCUAAACUUUAUUUAGAAUUAUUGUUUGAUGAAAUGUGUUUUAUAGUUAGCAGUCACGCCCUUCAUUUCAAAAGCGAAGACACUGUACUAGAGAUGGUUCUAAACUGGGCUGAAUACAAACAUGGUGCUAAAGAUUCUGAAGUGGUAAACAAAUUCACUGGUAACAAUAAAAAGUUUAAAACAUUUGAGACAAUUCAUAGUUUACAUAAUGUUAGCAUGAAAUAUAUACAUCAUAACAGUUUAGAAGCUGAAUCUGCCUUCGUUACUGAAACUAUUAAUUGUGAAAACAAGGUAAUAUAUGUAACAAACAAUGAUAACGAAUCAAAUCGAUCAGAGAGUGAGGAUUCAGUACAAUCGGAUAGUUUGUGUUGUAGCUCAAAAACCACUUCUUCAGAAAAUCUUAGCACUGAUAGAUUUGAUAAACUCAACAUCUUACUGCGUCACGUGCGAGCUUGUAUUAUAAGCCCUAGUUUACUAAUAAAUGUUUUAAAACAUCGUCUCAUUAAACGUAACGAUAAUGCAUGUCAGAUAAUCCUCUCAUCUGUUGUGAAGCAGAUGUCCUUCCGUCACGGCCAGUGGCCUACAGCAGGUAUCUACAGACAGCUUCACAAAUACAAGUGCUUUUGUGUCACUUAUAUGAACGGUACUGGGAAAUUCUUGUUGAUCGAUCCGCUUGAUGAAAAAAGGUACACUCUAACGUCAUGUCCCCGAUUAUGUCGCAACAUCCAGCUAGUUGCUUUUGACAAGCAACUCUACGCUACUGGUGGACAAUUUGUGAAUCAGAUUACAAGUGACAUGUUUGUUUACGGGGAUAACACAUGGACACAUGUAGCAGAGAUCCCAGGAACAAGUAUAUUACUAGCAAGCAAUGGACAAUACAUAUAUGUUACAAAUGUAUCUAAACAUGUAAUAUAUCAACAUAACCCGAAAGGUAAUUCUCCCAACAUGAUUACAUUCACAGAUCUACCAGCUGCGUGUUUUGCAACACAUGUUAUGAGCUACCACAUGCAUCUUCUGUUCUUCAUUGCUUUCAAAGAAACAGAAAUCCAUAUGCUAGACCUUCAGGACAAAAGUUGGACAAAACUGGACAACCUCGAUGGACCUGCUAAAACAUCAUCAGUUUUCGUAACGACGACAACCACUUUGUGCUACAAACAAACGGCAACUUGUGGGUUUUGA